CUUGAAAUUCCGGAUGAAAAGGGAAACUACCCGUCCCAUCUCGCCGCGAUUUCUGGGAAUCUGGAGACAUUUGAAUACCUCGUUGAUUUGAAUAUUGAUAUGAGCAGAAAAAACAACGAAGGUUUAGAACCAAUCCAUUUCCUUGCGAUGCAUGAUUAUCUGGACCUGCUGAACAGGCUUCUUGAGCUGGCUCAAGUUGACAUAAACGCCUCGGGAGAGGGCGGAUCAACACCAAUCCACUACUGUUGUAUACACAACAGUGUACGAUGCCUGGAGACAUUGAUUGCUCACGGCGCAGAUAUGUACAAGGCAAAUGAUCGUCAAACUUAUCCCAUCCAUGCUGCCUUGGAAAACGUCAAUCGCAAAUGUAUCGAAGUGUUAUUUGCCGAAGAGCGAAAACAGAGGGGUAAAGGACAACCUACUCCCAAAUUUCUGCUUGUUGUUAAUGAGAAUGAAAAGCCUGAAAGAGGAAGCAGGCGAUGGAGCUUUCGAAGACCAAGCAUUUCUCCAUCUAAAGAGAUGCCUCAAACGGUAACACUGGUCAACCACAUUAACCUGGUUGAUAGUGAGGGAGAUACACCACUUCACACUGCUGUUAGAUCAGGCGACUUAGAACAAGUAAAGCUUUGCUUAGAUCACGGUGGGGACAUUAUGGCCGUACAGAAUGACCAGGAAACUCCAGUCCAUUACGCUUGUUCAAAGAGUGAUCUUGAAUGUGUGAAGUUGAUGCUGGAAGCUCGUCCAAAUCAAAUAGAACUAUGCUUGGCCAUGGUCAAUCGAAGUGGCUAUACUCCACUACAUAUUGCAACGUUGUACGAUCACGUACCACUGCUGGAAUACUUGGUCAAGCAGGGCGCCCCAAUUGAUGCCACCGAUUCAACUGGUCUUACUGCCUUAUUACUUGGAGCUAAAAAGGGAUCAUAUAGGUCCUGCUGCCGUUUGAUUGACCUUGGAGCAAACGUAUCGUCCAGCGACGCGAACGAUAGGAAUAUUGUACACUUGAUGAUGCUUCACUAUCAAUCAGGGAUACAGGGUAUGAUGCGAAUUUUCGAAAUGUCCUUGGUUUCUGAGGAUCUUGUUUUUAGGAAAGAUAGUUCUGGUUGCACACCUCUCCACUACGCAGCAGAACAUGGACGCCACUGUAUGGUUAGCAGUCUCUUACGUUUGGGUGUGACAAUUCUGGAUCGAAACGCCGAUGGUGACACGCCAAUGCAUCUAGCUGCGCAACAUGGAAGGAAUAAAGUUGUACAAUACUUACUGGAAUCACCUGAGGGUAUUCGAGCUUUGUACCAAGAAGACAUGUUGGGACAGAAUCCCCUACAUCGGGCCGUGACCCAAGGACAUGUACAUAUCACCGAAAUGUUGCUGGAAAAGGGCGGGAUAUUCCGAAAAUGUCACGCGGGCAAUUCACCUCUCCAUUUGGCUGCCCGAUGCGGACAGCUAGAAAUCUGUCAGGUGCUUUUAAAAUUAAGUCCUGCAAUGUUAGAUCAGGUCAACUUCGAAGGACUUACUGCACUGCAUUUUGCUGCUACAAACGACUGCAGUGAAGUUGUGGACUUUCUUCUCACUUCGGGUGCGCAAAUAGUCCCAUCGAAUGACGGAGUCUACUUCGUAACAGACGCACUGAAUAGAAGACAUUACAACACUCUAAAAGCUAUCAUUAUGCAUCAGCGAUGGCCAGAAAUCUGGAACCAGUUUGACGGUACAACACACUGCGUAUUAGAUGGACUAAUACGAGAAAUUCCAUCCCUUUACGCGGUUACUUAUGACUUUUCAGUACUUCAGAGAGAGAAGGACAUCGAUGAGCGUGUCAAAGAUCCUUUGCACCGAGUUUCUGAAGAAACGAUUGCCUCUCGGGUGCACCGAUUUCGAAUAUUUGGUUGGGUCCUGUUUUCAGUGAUCACUGUUCAUAUUUUACUCAAAUUGUUCCAACUGAAACAACAGAGGCUCGAAUAUUUUCAUGACUGGUCAAAUACACUGGAACUGCUCCUCUUGGGUCUUGCCAAUGCGCUCUUCGUUGACGCAGCACUCGGUGGCAGAAUGCCAAACCGAAAAAUAGUGGGGGCAUUUCUGAUGCUAUUAUCAUGGUUCAAUUUCAUGAUGCAGAUUUCUCGGGUUAAAUAUUUGGGCAUCUUCAUCGUCAUGUUCCUCCAAGUCUUUACCACGGUAAUCCAAUGUCUCUUGGUAUUUUCCGUCGUGGUUAUCGGAUUCGGCUUCGUCUUCCAUGUCCUAUUGCGAGAACCAGAUUAUCGGUUGCGCCGUGAAUUGUUGAGCAGUUUGUACGACAAUAUCAGCCAUCACACGAAAACAUGGAUUCCAUCUAGGGAAUUUCAACUCAGCGAACGGGAACAGUUUGACUACCUGGGCAUUUCAAUUUUCAAGACAAUCAUGAUGAUGUUUGGUGAAUACGAGCAUUCACGAACGCUGAUUUAUCCUUUAUUUGGCUCCACCGAAGAGGCUACCAUCGGCGCCGCGCUGGUUUUUAUUUUCUACAUCGCCUUUCUUUUACUCGUGCCAAUAAUACUGAUGAAUCUAUUGAUUGGUCUGGCUGUUGGUGAUAUUGACGAAGUCAGGAAGACUGCCUGUCAGAAACUGAUCAUUCAACAAAUUUACUGGUUGGCAGACUUGGAAUCGAAGUUCCCAAGGAAACUCCGGCACAAGAUAUUCAAAAGUAGCGUUUCCUGGGUCGAAUCUCAAACGAAGCUAGUACUCAAAUCCUUGUGUAAGCAAGAGCUGUUGACCCGAAACCACUGUCCUCCCAGUGUCAUCCGUAGCUCUUGCGUGUUAGUGAGCGUCAAAAGACUUUCAGUGUUUGACCAUCGAUGCCUUCAGAGCAUUGCCCGAAUAUGGUGGGAAUACCGGAUCGGAAAUGCUGAAGUCGAAUGGUAUUCGGAUGAACUGAUCACACUGCAUAGGUUGCGCUGGUUUGGCCACGUGCUGCGUAUGCCAGCCGACCGACUUCCUCGAAGGACUCUUUCCGCACACCCACGCAAAGGGUGGAAGAGAGACAGAUGCGGUCAAACAAUAACGGCAACGAAGUGUAAAAACCAUUACCACCAAACUCAGCUACAC
Messenger RNA from Opisthorchis viverrini, 3072 nucleotides. RefSeq lists its product as hypothetical. The annotation marks the transcript as partial. The record is from RefSeq and is a predicted model, not a curated record. Gene Ontology annotation, cellular component: membrane. Gene Ontology annotation, molecular function: protein binding; monoatomic ion channel activity. The transcript is spliced from 17 exons. NCBI's taxonomy places the organism in Eukaryota, Metazoa, Platyhelminthes, Trematoda, Opisthorchiida, Opisthorchiidae. Gene Ontology annotation, biological process: transmembrane transport; monoatomic ion transport.